Cuculus canorus (common cuckoo) is the source of this 2276-nucleotide messenger RNA. It is a transcript of the gene PDCD2L, whose product is annotated as programmed cell death 2 like. The transcript is spliced from 7 exons. The coding region runs from base 9 to 1148 and encodes 379 amino acids. The record is from RefSeq and is a predicted model, not a curated record. Gene Ontology annotation, cellular component: cytoplasm. NCBI's taxonomy places the organism in Eukaryota, Metazoa, Chordata, Aves, Cuculiformes, Cuculidae.
GCUUCGCCAUGGCUGCCGGGCAGCGUGUCCUUUUGGGUGUGCGCGAUGCUGCCAUGCUGGGGCCAUGCCGGGGGGGCGGGCAGAGCCCCGCCUGGGCCACCAACAAGCUGGGAGGCGCAGCGGACUGGGUGCCUUCCGUGCAGCCGUGCUGUCCCCGCUGCGAGGAGUGCGGGCAGGCGCUGGCACAGCUGGUUCAGGUGUACUGCCCGCUGGAGCACUCCCCUUUCCACCGCGUUGCCCAUGUCUUCGCCUGCGCCAGCAAGGGCUGCAGCGGGGCAACACGUAGCUGGAAGGUUCUGCGCUCCCAAUAUUUGCAGGCAGGAGAGAAGGAAACACCAGACCAUGGCAUAAAACAGAAACAAGAAGCAAACUUUGCUGCAAAGGAUUGGUGUGAUGAAGCAGACGACUGGGGAGUCUGUGAUGGAGCAGAAUCUCCUUCAUAUGCCUCCCUUCAGCUACUUGGCUUAAAUGAAUCGGUGAGCAACUCUUUGUCCAGAGAAGUGGAGUGUGCAUCCCAGUUCCAACAGCUUCGGUUGUCUGAAGCUGCUGAUGGUUCCCUGAAUGCACCUCCGCCAGUCAGUGAGGGAGUGGUGAUGGCAAUGUCCAGUUCAGCUCCUGCGUUCCAGCCCUUUUACAUUAAUGUUGUGGAUGAGGAAGACUACACUGGUUUCCUUGACACAGAUCAUGCCGAUCAACUGUUGAAGGAGUAUCAGCAGAGAGAGGGUGUUGAUUUGGAACAGCUGAUGUCAGAAAGUUUUGCAGGUGAAGGUGGUAAUGAAAAGUAUGAGAAGAGUGAAGUCAAAAGCAGGGACCACACAUUCCAUAAAUUUAUGAAAAGAAUAUCCAUGUGUCCUGAACAGAUCCUAAGGUACUCCUGGAAUGGCCAGCCUUUAUUCAUAACAUGUCCUCCAGCCAACAUUGACAGAGGUAUUCCAGCCUGCAGCAACUGUGGAAGCAACAGAGUAUUUGAAUUUCAGCUCAUGCCGGCACUGGUCAGCAUGCUCCGGACUGAUUCAGAUCUGUCAGUGGAAUUUGGGACUGCUAUAGUUUACACGUGUGAGAGGAGCUGUUGGCCAACAAAUCAUCAAACCCCACUUGAAGAGUUUAUUUUUGUACAAGAAGACCCGGAUCAGAGAUUAUUUAAAUAAAUUGGAUUUCUCUGCAUAGAUGGAAAGUCUGUUGGGUUGGGGGUUUUUAUUGCAUGUGAAAAGUGUGUAAUUAUGCGACAGAAUUUUCCUCAUAUCUGGUGAAAAGUGAAAUUCAUUUCCUGACAUGGUGCUUAUUUCUGAGAAUAACUGAUUGCAGCGUGUUAGCAUGACUCUAAAAUGUAGUGACAGAAAACUUGCGUGCUUUGGUUACACGUGGAAAUUGAAGUGUAGAGAUUGUUUUGUGACUGUAACAUUAACAUUAGGGGAGGAAAGCAAAGGAAAAGGCAGAACUGACUGCACAAGGACAACCUGUCAGCAUCCAUCAGCCAGUUGGGCCAGUUUUUAGGAACAAUUAGCAGCAAAGAACUUAAUGUAAACUUGAUUUUCAAAACAGAUCCGCUUUGUUGUGAGCACAGGCUGGAGACGCGGUGGGCAGUGGCUGCAAGGGCCUUGCUGCUGCUGCACUCUGCCUGGGAUGAAGCUUUCCUGUGGCUUUCUGAGGAAGGAUAAGUUCUGUUCGCAGGGUUAAAUGAGCUCGGACAGUUAUGUUGAUUUGGAUGGGGGAAAGGUGGAGCGUUUUCUUAGGGCUUUUGUUCUCAGAGUUGCAAGCGUGGGGGUGGCACAGCACCUGCCUUGUCCUCGAAGGCUCAUCCUGCUGCUUCAGUUGAAAACGGUCUGAAUUCUCUGUGGAGUUCCCCGAUGGUUUAGGCUAAAUGGCAGUAUUUUAAUUGACUUAAUGGAGGAGUGAUUUAAGUGUCUUAAAGAUUUUUUUUGUGUGGGUUUACUGCUGCAGCAUGAAUUAAUGCACUGCAACUGGGAUUAAAAAAGAGGGGAGGGAAAACUAAAAUGACAGAAUGUCUGCAAAACUGCUUUUUUUUAAGGAAGAUGUAUAGCUUACUGUGUCAGCUCCUAGAGAUGAGUCAAUUUUUUGCAGAAAGGGUCAUUGGGCGCUGGCAGAGGCCGCCCGGGGAGGUGGUUGAGUCCCCAUCCCUGGAGGUAUUUAAAAGACUGGUAGAUGAGCUGCUCAGGGACAUGUUUUAGUGGCGAGAAUGGUUGGACUUGAUGGUCCAAGAGGUCUUUUCCAACCUAGUGAUUCUGUGAUUCAAUUAAUGUCGGGUAAUUAAAAAU